GUUGGGAGCUUCACCGGCCGCCCGGACGGGAACAUUUUUCUGCCGCGGAGAGGACCGGAUUCCAGGUCCGUCACUGUUGCUGAGAGCUAUCGGAGUUCUCCAUUGAACUAUCGGGUACCAUAAUGUUUGCAAGAUCUUUUGCUUUCCGGGCAUUUUCGCCGCAGUGUCCUAGGACCUCUAUGACCCCCGGACUGUCUGUGUCAAGCCCAACAUGGAGAUAUUUCACUUCAAGCGCUGUUCGAACGAAGGCCGCAGUUAAAGUCAAGCCACAAUAUAGCCCUCCGCAGUUCAAAGCGUCUCCGCAAACCGAGCAAAGCCUGAAAUUCGCUGGACGACGAGCAGAGGGCUUCGGAAAGUUAGAACGGAAGGUUGCAAAAGAAGGACAGGUAUUACUUUUCCAAGCGCCAUCACAUCGCAGCUAUAUUCUAGGUGCCUACGGAAUUUCAGCAUUUUGCUUCGCUUACUCCGUGUACAACUCUAACGUUGUCUUCCGCGAUCCGAUAAUACCUCUUCCAAUGUGGCAGCAGGCUCUUUUUGGCGGUAUCUGUGUCAUGAUGAGCGUCAUGGGUACCGUGUUCCUCUUCAAAACUGGACGACUGAUCAAAACAGUCAAUGCUGUUCAGUCUAACGGACAGGCAUGUCUCCGCUUCACUGUUCGGAGCUUCAUUCCUUUCAGGAAGCCAUUUGUGUUCGAUGCUUUACCUCAUCAAAUAGCGUUUUCUCGCCGGCUAGUUGUAACGCAUGAUUCUGUGGCCCGCAUGCAGCAUGCAGACGCCGCUCAAAAUGGGAACGUGAGCUUUUUCAAAGCGCCUUUGAAGAAGACAAGCAUGCUCCUUUGGCGACUAUUCCGGUCUGUCCGGCAAUUGUUUACACAAGAAGACUUCAUCCUCUUGGAAGUCGAAGGUCAAAAGGGUGUUAUGAGGAUGGAUUCUGCGGGAUUCGUAUCGCAGGACUUUCUUGUGAUUGGCAACCCGGUCACUUACAGGCGUUAGAUGUUUGGCUGCCCAAUUUGGCCUGCUGUGGGCCAUCUGAUUGUGAUAUUCAUUCUGAAGAUGUCUAAUACGGUUAUUGUUCUUGGUUCCCUUGAUUGGGGCCUUUUUGCAUCCUGUACUUGUGAAGCGUCUCGAUCUGUCCUUGUACAACAGAUUCCCAUGUAUAAAUAAAACCAAUUCUUCUAGAAAUAUCG
Molecule: messenger RNA, 1186 nt
Organism: Aspergillus caelatus
Lineage: Eukaryota; Fungi; Ascomycota; Eurotiomycetes; Eurotiales; Aspergillaceae
Exons: 2
Coding region: 123-992 (289 amino acids)
Source: RefSeq, a predicted model, not a curated record